AUGUCUCGAAAAUAUUUCAUAAUCGUUGGUGCAGCUAUUAUUUCAUGCCUUCUUUUAGCUUUCGGUUCUUCGUAUAAUUCUCUAGGCUCUAGUCCGCUAAACUUGAAAUUGCCGGAUAAUACAAAGCCGCCAGCCGAGUCACAAUCUUCACUUCCCCUGGGUUUCCCCAAGAAGAUUUGGCAGAGCUGGAAAGAUGAUUCCGAUGACCCGACUGACCGAACUGUUGGCUUCCCGCAUCAAUGGCGUGUCGUAAACCCUCAGCACCGAUAUGAACGUAUUACCGACGCCAACGGCGAAACCUUCGUUGGAGACCGUCUCCCUUCGGCUAUUGCGGACCUGUUUGCUAAUUUCACUGAUCCUAUACUAAGGGCCGACUUCUUGCGGUAUUGUGUCAUGCUCGUAGAGGGUGGCGUAUGGGCUGAUAUUGAUGUCUUGCCUCAUCGUCCUAUCUCUGAAUGGGUUCCUCAGCACCACCUGGAUAAGGCAAAUCUCGUUGUAGGAAUUGAAAAUGACCACCACAAAAGGCCCAUCUGGCGAGGUUCUCCGUAUUCUGUUCAGCUUGCACAAUAUACGAUCUUGGCGAAGCCUUACCACCCGGCUAUUGCUUCACUAGUGGAUCGAGUCAAGGGGAAUCUCGAGAAGUUGUUUCAAUCGAAGAAGCCAGGAGGUACCGUAACCUUCGAGGAUGUUAUGGCGACAACGGGUCCCUUCGCAUUCACCGAGGUUCUAAUGGACUAUUUCACGAAUGCUACAGGUAUCAAGCAUACAGGAGAUGAGCUUGACAGUCUGAGAGAGCCAAAGCUCAUUGGAGAUGUGUUGGUACUGCCUAAGGAUUCUUUCGGCUGGCUCCCGCAAGAGCAUUAUCUCGAAGAGGGGGAUCCUGGUAUUCUAGUUGAGCAUCUGUUUAUAGCAUCCUGGCGCGGAAGCCAUCCGGGUUAA
This is a messenger RNA of Daldinia childiae, 939 nucleotides long. RefSeq names its product Initiation-specific alpha-1,6-mannosyltransferase. Gene Ontology annotation, cellular component: mannan polymerase complex. Gene Ontology annotation, molecular function: alpha-1,6-mannosyltransferase activity. Gene Ontology annotation, biological process: protein N-linked glycosylation. The transcript is spliced from 2 exons. Bases 1 to 939 code for a protein of 312 amino acids. The record is from RefSeq and is a predicted model, not a curated record. NCBI's taxonomy places the organism in Eukaryota, Fungi, Ascomycota, Sordariomycetes, Xylariales, Hypoxylaceae.